CUUUGAUUUACGUAUGUCAAAUGAUGAAAACAUGUCGGUGGUGAUAUAACAAAAAACGUUUUAACUUUAAAAAUAUAAAGAACUUGGAUUUACGAAUAAAGUUGAUAGGAUGCGAUCAAAAAUUUAGGCCACAAACAAUGUUACCUUUGUUCCAUAUCGUUUUCAUGCUGUUAACCAUAAACUGCGGAUCUGUCGUACCAAUAUGUAGCCCAGGAUGUAAAUGUAACUGGACCGGUUAUUGUUAUGAAUGCAAGGAUGGAUAUUAUCAGAAUGAUAAAAAUCUGUGCGAAACCUGUUCAGCAAAUUGCUUAACAUGUUCAUCUAAUCGAACUUGCACUGAAUGUAAAGAAGGAUUCUAUCAUUUUGACAGCGAUGAAAAUAUCUGCCAUCCUUGUGCCGAAGGAUGCAGUGUGUGUUCUUCUAAAGAUGAGUGUAAUCAUUGUAACAAGGGAUACUUCAAUAACAGCGGGUCGUGUAGAAAAUGUCCAAAAUGUUGUACAAAGUGCUCAUCAGAAAAUGAAUGUCUGGAAUGUAACGAGGGUUACCAUCAAAACGACACAUUGUGCGUGGCAUGUCCCAGUGGGUUCUACUGGCUGGGAUCUGCUUGUUUACCAUGUUUCGAGAACUGUGCCUCCUGUGCAAUGUAUUAUGAAUGCACUGAAUGCAAGGCUGGAUAUUUUGGACGUGAAUGUACACAGAGGUGCUCCCUUGGAUGCGUAGACAACGUAUGUGAACAAAACACGGCGAAAUGCAGUUGUCAAGGCAACUUUAUAGAAGAAACAUGUAAUUCAUGUACUCAGGGAAAAUUUGGACCAGCCUGUAAUCAAGACUGUCCUAAGCGUUGUUGGACUUGUAAUUCAUACGAAAACUGUACUAUGUGUGUUGCCGGGUAUUAUGGUAAGAGAUGCGAACAUAAUUGCUCUAGUGGAUGUUUGGAGAAUAGCUGUAACCCGUUAAAUGGUAUCUGUGCUGAAUGUAAGCCUUCAUAUUAUGGACAUAGAUGCGAAAUGACUUGUCCAAGUGGAUGUUUAGAUGACGUUUGCGACAGGAAAACGGGCACCUGCCAUCAAUGUAAACCUUCUUUCAAACGGCCAAAAUGUAUAAAUUGUUUGGAUGGGUAUUGGGGUAAAGACUGCAGAAGCGAGUGUCCCGACAGCUGCCGUUCCUGUUUAUCCACUACGGAGUGCACAAAAUGCAAAGAUGGACAUCACGGCGAGAACUGUGAAAAGAAAUGCUCUUAUGGGUGCUUAUUAGAUCUGUGUGAUCAAGACACAGAGGUAUGCUCUAAAAGCUGUAAAGCAAACUUCACCAGAACGUACUGCAAGCACUGCAUACCUGGAAUGUAUGGAGGUAAUUGCAGCGUAUCAUGUCCGGAGAACUGUUAUGGUGGAACGUGUGAUACACGGGAUGGGACAUGCUUGUUAGGAUGCAUUCCUAAAUUUCAUGGCAGACAUUGUGAUUUGUCCUGUCCAGAUGGGUGUUUAGAUGGCAUGUGCCGGUCGAAUGGACAUUGCGAUGCAUGUAUUCCUGAUUACUACGGUAAUUCUUGUAAUAUAUCAUGUAGCAAGAACUGUAUUAACUCCUCAUGCAAUAUGUCAGGUUAUUGCAACGAUUGUCAGCCUGGCUAUUUCGGUAUAUUCUGUUCUGAACAUUGUUCUCAACAUUGUUUAUCAGGUGAGUGCUUGAGGAAUGGAAGUUGUUAUUCCUGCCAAUCCGGGUUUUACGGGACCAAGUGUAACAGAUCUUGCCGCAAGAAUUGUCAGUACUGUGCAGAUAGUUGGUCAUGCAAGUCAUGUUUCAAUGGUUUUUAUGGUAAAAUUUGCCAGGACAAAUGCAGUUACUGUAAAAGAGGAACAGCUUGUGAUAUUGAUACUGGAUAUUGUGAAUCUUGUGAAAAUGGAUUUUAUGGCAACAAAUGCAAAUCGAAAUGUAAUAUGAAAUGUCAAACUUGUGAUAGUUCUAGUGGUCGAAUAAAUGAAUGUUUAACGUGCAAAGCAGGUAGUUACGGACGAAAUAAAAGCAGCGGGUUUUAUCACUGCAGCAUACGCUGCUCUAGAAACUGUAUGAAUACAAUAUGUAAUGCUGACUAUGGGACAUGUGACUACGACUGUAAACGAGGCUAUUGGGGAGGACAGUGCCUGAUGGAAUGUCCCGAAAAUUGUCGUAACAGCGACUGUCACAGCGAUAAUGGAACUUGUAGGCAAGGAUGCUUAGCUGGUUUUAAUGGAGAAAAAUGCGAGUGUCCAGUUAACUGUAUAUGUUAUUUAAAUGGCACAUGUGCCAAGUGUAAGAUUGAUUUGGGAAAUUUGGCUAAAGGCAUGGCUGGCUUCUACGGAGACAAUUGCCGUUAUCCAUGCAGCGUUAAUUGUCGCAACAUAACAUGCGAUAGAGAGACAGGAUCCUGUGACAAUGGAUGUCUAGAAGGUUUUGAAGGGGCCAUGUGUUCACAGGAAAAAACAAUCGAGAAUACUUCUAGUACAACAAAACAAAUUGGUUCAGUAAUACUGCUGGUGUCCGUGGUAAUACUGACCAUCAGUGUCGUUCUGGUAGCUGUCAUACUGCUUAAAAAACGACAAAACCCGAAACGAGAACGUGUAGUCAGUGGGAGGUUUGGUGAAGUUGUGAUAUACAGACAAGUUAGAAGUACGUGUGACCGUUCGGAGGACGUCUCUUUUGGUGGCAUUGUCUCUAUAAAGAGAAAUAACAAACAGAAACAAAGGCUGUCAGGAAACAGGAAACACAAUGCAGCCUGUCCAGAAAGCUCAGCAUCCAACGUUGAUAACGAUUCAACAUACUGUCUGUCCGAAAGCACAGCGGAAUAUGCCACAAUCGAGAAGAAACAUCUAGAUACGAUGUUCCAAGAAGGCGCAGCAGACUGUGCUGAAACAUUUGACGAACACAUAUACUUCAAUGCAGAUGAAGUAAUGAAAAGAAAAAUACCAUUAGAUCAACUCAGAGAGUUUGUACAAAACAAAACUAUAGACAAUUAUGUUGAAGAAUUUAAGGAAUUACCGUCGGGACUUAUUAAACCGCAUAAAGCCUCACAGAAGAGAGAGAACAUACUAAAAAACCGUUACAGAGAUAUAUAUCCCUAUGACAGUAAAAGGGUGAUUCUACGGGAAGGAAAAUCUGACUACAUUAAUGCAAGUUACAUAGAUGGUUACAAGAAACAAAGAGCAUACAUUGCUUCAAUGGGACCGACAAUCAAACAAAUGGGUGCUGAUUUUGAUGUAUUCUGGAAUAUGGUCUGGCAGGAAAGAGUAGGCAAAAUUGUUAUGCUGACCAAUCUUAGAGAGUCAGGGGUACAGAAAUGUGACAAAUAUUGGCCUGAUGAAGGAUGUUGUAACAAGUAUGGAAACGUGAAGGUCAUAUGUCAGGUUGAAGAGAUCUAUGCUAAUUAUACAGCCAGGAUCUUCACAAUGGAGAAAACAGAGAAAAGGACGCUAUAUCAGAUGCAUUUUACAGCGUGGCCGGACAAAAGUACACCAAAACAAGUUUCCAGUUUAACAGACUUCUGGGAGAAGGUAAAAGGCAUAAACACAAUAGAAGAUGGACCUAUAAUUGUUCACUGCAGUGCAGGGGUUGGCCGAACAGGAACUUAUAUAGCGCUGGACAUAUUAGCCAAUGAAGGAAUGUCCGAGGGUCACGUGGAUGUUUUUGCAUGUGUCAGAAACCUGAGAGAAGAACGUGUCUGCUUGGUACAGACAGUGGGCCAAUAUCGAUUCCUCCAUGAGGCUUUGUUACAGAUCCUGUCCCCUGAUAACACCAAUAUAUAGUAAACUACACCCAGUUUAGCAAGAAGUGCAGACAUCGCUUUACCUGUUAUGAAUGAUAAUGGAGCAUUUACCUACCAGCAAUAAAAUUAGAAAUUAUCAUAACAUAGUGCAGCGUGUUGAAACGGCAGCACGUUCAGUAUGCUAGGCUGAUGAAACAUUCUUUACCAAGUAACGCUAUAUGUUUGAGUAACUGCUGUGUGAAUGUAUUUUAUGUUCUUAAGCCUCUAUUAUUUUGCGAAUCUCCUUGUAUAUAUUUUUGCAGAAUUUUAUACUACUUACCGAGCAUGAGGCACUAGGGCUGAAUUAGAUAGAAAAUCGUCGCGGAAUUUCAUGCAGUAAGUUAACACAUACACUUAAAUUUUUUUUGUGACAUUGGUUUGAUAUUGCGAUGAUAAUGUUACCUGUAUAGUCCAGGCAAGUUUGAGAGUGAGCUUAUAUUCCAGAAAGUAUAUAUAUCCCGACUACAAUGAAGAUAUCAAAUUGCACAUUGAAACUUAGAAUCCAAUGGCAAAUCCUAAAAUGGAGGAGUGUACAUAUUUUCGGGUAAAAUAUGUGUGAUGUUAUAAUUAUUUAAUAGAGAUGUUAUAAUUAUUCGAAAGCUCCUGCAAUUUUAGAAUAAAAUCAGGUGAGGCACCGUCAUGCAGGCUAUAAAGUUCAGCCAUUGAACGUUAAAGAAAGCCUGUUAUAGUGUACAGUUUUCUCUAUAAAACAAAUAAGUGUAGUGAUUUCACUCCAGUUAGAUGCUGGUACAGCACAAUUCACGAUCAAGAAAAGUACUUUGCUUUUAUGAAAAAAGAAAUAUCAGAACUUGUUUUACUGAUUUUAGAAUUAGCUCUUAAAAAUAAUAACUAGUUGAUAAAAAGAAAUCCUGCUCUGACAAGAGGUUUUGUGAAUUAUGACGUUCUGCAGAAACUCUGAAUGAGACCCAUUUAGUUAUUGGUUGUAUUAUAAUUUAUAUAACGCAUAGCGCGAGAAAAUAUAUAAGACACUCGGUAAUUAUUCACUGACUUCUCAAAUAUGUCUUCAUAUAGCUUAUGAAUAGUGAAAAUACUGAAUGUUAUCAACCUUUUUGCACGUUUAUGAAUGUUAUAACAUGAAGUGUGAAUUGUUUAGAAUUCUAACACGACCAACAAGUAACCUACAUACAUAUAGAGCAAAAUUCUGCAAUAAACCACUCGCGUGCAAUGACGU
Messenger RNA from Mercenaria mercenaria, 4967 nucleotides. Its product is annotated as multiple epidermal growth factor-like domains protein 11. The coding region runs from base 138 to 3776 and encodes 1212 amino acids. The record is from RefSeq and is a predicted model, not a curated record. NCBI's taxonomy places the organism in Eukaryota, Metazoa, Mollusca, Bivalvia, Venerida, Veneridae. Gene Ontology annotation, biological process: protein dephosphorylation. The transcript has 15 exons. Gene Ontology annotation, molecular function: protein binding; protein tyrosine phosphatase activity.